Messenger RNA from Stylophora pistillata, 1801 nucleotides. Its product is annotated as beta-4C adrenergic receptor-like. Lineage: Eukaryota; Metazoa; Cnidaria; Anthozoa; Scleractinia; Pocilloporidae. Gene Ontology annotation, cellular component: plasma membrane. Gene Ontology annotation, biological process: G protein-coupled receptor signaling pathway. The record is from RefSeq and is a predicted model, not a curated record. Gene Ontology annotation, molecular function: G protein-coupled receptor activity.
UACAACAUCAACGGAAUUUUCCAACGCGCCACGAGUUUUGCAAUUCAGAGCGUAAAACUCAAAGGACAAGUUGAGAGGAAGGAGACACUUGUAAAUACAUGGAGGCUCGGCAAACUAUCGUUAGACUUUAUCACGAUAUCUGCGCUCCCUACACAAAGAGGCCACUAAUGCGGCACUCUGCGUUACUGAUACCUAUAAAACGAAGAGGGAUUGUUUUGCAAUAUAAGCUAACGUCUUAACAGAAAUCUUGACUCUGUUUGUUACGUGCUUGUAUGGAGCUCUGAUCGCUUCAAACUGGUAUCCGGGCAGAGGUUAUAGACGUAAAUGUUCCGUCCAAACCAAGGAGUGUCUCCGUGGAACUAUGUGAAUUUAAUAAUACGUCAUCGCAUCGGUCUUUGGUCUCUCUUUCAUUUUAACAACUCUAUUAGGUCGUGACAAAAUCAGCUUAAUCGGAUCAAAGAGCAUCGGAUCAACUUUACAGAGGAUCCAUCUCUGUAAAACACGACGACUGCACAUGUUGUCAUCCAAAGUCUAAUCAGCAAUUUGCUAAGGCUGGAUAUUACUCCUUUCGAUGUAACAUACAGAAUGAACGUGUCAAACACAAACAACACGCAGAGAGAUUGGAAACCAAGUACCCCAAUUUACGAAGUGAUCUUAUGGUGCAUAAUAUACAGCCUCACAGCAGUUGGCAUAAUCUGCGCCAACGUGUUCGCCGUUUACGUUUUCACAAUGAAGAGGCUGCUACGUAAGAGGAGCAAUAUUCUCCUAUUGAAUUUAGCCACCGCUGACUUGAUGGUUGGAGGAAUUGCCUUCCCAAUGUACAUUUAUAUUUUCUAUAACUCGCACAAAAGCUUCUUAUGGAAAGACAUGAUCGCGAACCAUGUGUACCUCGGUGUGGACAUCUUUUCAGGAUUAUCCUCUAUGUUUAUUUUAGCAGUUAUUGCCUUGGAAAGGGCAUAUUCUGUCUACCGACCCCUCAAGCACCGCUGUGUUUCUAGGAGGUCAAGGCUCUAUUGGUCGUCUGCAGCUUGUGUGUGGAUGACUUCCGGAGUCCUUACUUCCCUGAAGAUUCUAACAUCGCUCGGAGUUGUAUCUUCUUCAUAUGACAAACAUGUUAUUUUCAUGUUCGUCUCCAUCGCCUUGGUGACCAUAAUGGCUGCCCAUGCUUCUAUCUGGACCAAGAUCACAAUACGAAAAGAAAACCUCGAUUUUAUAGUCAAAGAGAAGUCCGUUGCCCUUGCCAUGCUAUUAGUUACUGUCGCCUUUAUUGUGAUGUGGCUUCCAUUUUAUUUGUUAAAUGUAAUUUACAGUUUUGAUCAAACAGUUCUGAAAUCCGUCCCCUUAAAUUUUUUUUACUUUGCUAAACUAUUGCAAUAUGGAAACUCCGUCGUGAAUCCAGUUAUAUACACUUUGAAGCUUCCGCAAUUCCGUAGGGCUUUGCGAAGAUUACAAAGCUUCAAAACUUCUACAAAGACAGACAGAGAAGUACCACUGUAAUUGCACGAGUCUCUUACUUGAGAUGACUCAGUAAGAUAUAAUCUAAAACGUUAAUCCCGCCCUUAUGUAGGUUGAGUAGGAAUCCUACAGAGAGUACAUUUCUUGGUCUUGUUUAACCUAUUACGAGAUUCAUUAAUCCGUUCAAUUGAUUGUAUAUUUGAAAAAUUCAGUUUCGGAAUUUAACACCCUUUUCGCUCGUGAGCAUGUUGCUGGGACCAGACAGCUUUUAGAUAGUUAGCCCUUCGCUCCGACGAAGGGCUAACGCUCGAAACGUCAGCUUUUAUAAUCGUAACGGUGGCCAAUU